AUCCUGCUUCUGUUUUAUUGUUUAAACAGAUAAUAUAUCCAACGCUGAGGGCUGGCAAGUAAACGUGUCCUUGAAUAUUCGUCCAUCUGCGGGCACUGGUGUUAUGUUCGCCUUGGUUUCUGGUUACACCGUGCCCUUUGCCUUGUCUUUGGUAGACUCCGCCUCUGAAAAGCUUCAGGAUAUCCUGGUAUCUAUCGAAAAUAUGGUAGUAUCUCGGGUAGAGGCCAUAAGUCUGUGUUCCAAUGAACAAUUCCAUCUGGAAGUAAGGGUCAACAGAACCAGUCUGGAACUGUUGACUCCACUUAAAAAAGAUAUCAUCUACUCCGAAGACCUUCAAAGUCAACUUGCCAUUUUGGACAUAGCAAUGAAAGAAAGAGUGUCCACUUACCUGGGUGGCCUUCCAGGUAUCUUCUUACUUUUUUUUUUUUUCAAAGUUAUCUUUAAAACAUCUUUCAAAGUAUGUUUUUAAUCAAAUUGAUACUAU
Molecule: messenger RNA, 484 nt
Organism: Herpailurus yagouaroundi (jaguarundi)
Lineage: Eukaryota; Metazoa; Chordata; Mammalia; Carnivora; Felidae
Product: vitamin K-dependent protein S-like
Exons: 2
Coding region: 104-469 (121 amino acids)
Source: RefSeq, a predicted model, not a curated record